CCUGCCGGGGCGGGGCCUGGGAGGCGGAGAAAGCCGCGGCCGCCCGGAGCCCAGUCGCGUGUUCCCAGCCCCCGGAAGUGGCCGUUGUAAACUUCACCUCGCCGACUUUCUCCAUCCUGGUCCUAGAGUCCACCGGCUUUCCUCCGUUGUCACUCCUUCUCCCGAGGGCUGCCUGCCUGGCCUUCCACCCCAGACCUGAAGCUAGCUGCCCGGGGGUCGUGGGUGUGCAGGCUGGACCACUCGAGCCCGAGACUUUAGUCCAUCUAACCUGUAAGUCACAGACAUCAUCAUAAAGAAGUAUAUCAUUAAGAAACAGUGGGCUAUUGUGAAAAACUGGAAGACUUACCAUGAGUUUAAACACUUCAAGUAAUGCCACCACUGGGGAUACCCAAAGGUUGAAAAAUGCCUCAUUGGAUGUAAAGCAAAUGCUUAAAAAUGAAACCGAGUCAGACUUCACUGCCGAUCUCAGGAAGAAACUCCACCGGGCUAAGAAGGAGAAACUAGAAAUGACAACGAAGCACAACGCAGAGCUGUCAAGCUUCGAGAGCCAGAUUGCCAGGCUGCGAUCUGAGGUGGAGAAGGGGGAAGCGCUGCGACAGCGACUGGAGUAUGACCUGGCUGUCGCUAGGAAGGAGGCUGGUCUGGGAAGACGGGCGGCUGAGGAGAGACUGGCCGAGGCGCAGAGGACUCAGGAGAAACUCUAUGCUCAGAAUUCAGAACUUCAAGAAAAGGCAAAUGAAAUUGAGAAAACAUUUCAGACUUCCCAAGAGAAAUGGAAAGAAGAAUGCAGGAGAUUUGAGCAUGAUUUGGAGGAAAGAGAUAAUAUAAUUCAAAACUGCAAUCAAGAAUAUGAGUUACUUAUGCAGGAAAAAAGCAGGCUACAAAAAACUCUACAGGAAGCACUGGAGAAACAUCAGCAAGAGAAGAAUGAGAUGGAGUCUCACGUCAGGGAGACUGCAUUGGAGGAGUUUAGAUUACAAGCAGAGCAAUGGGAAGCAGAGCGAGGAGAGUUACAGCUCAUAGUACAGGAGCAAGAUAGUGCUGUGAAAAAUAUGCAGAAAAAAGUGGAACAGUUGGAAGCCGAGCAUAUGGACUGCUCUGACCUUCUGCGGCGACAAACGAGUGAGCUUGAAUUUAGCACUCAGAGGGAAGAACGCCUGAGGAAAGAAUUUGAGGCAACUACUCUAAGAGUGAGGAAGUUAGAAGAGAACAUUGAAGCAGAAAGAGCAGCACAUUUGGAAUCAAAAUUUAAUUCUGAAAUUAUUCAGUUACGGAUUCGAGACCUUGAAGGAGCUUUACAAGUAGAAAAAGCCAGCCAAGCAGAGGCUGUUGCUGAUCUGGAAAUGAUUAAGAAUGAAUUUAAAGAAGUUGAAAGUGCAUAUGAACGAGAAAAACAUAAUGCACAAGAAAGCUUAACAAAACUGAAUUUAUUAGAAAGAGAGUAUUUCUCCAAAAACAAGAAACUAAGUGAAGAGAUCGACGAACAGAAGAAAGUAAUUAUAGAUCUUUCAAAGAGACUCCAAUAUAAUGAAAAAAGUUACAGUGAGUUACAAGAGGAACUUGUAAUGGCUAAGAAGCACCAGGCCUUCCUAGUAGAGACAUGUGAAAAUAACGUGAAAGAAUUGGAAUCGGUCUUGGACAGCUUUACUGUGUCAGCCCAGUGGCCAUCAGGCAUCCACAAGGACAAAGAUAAGCCUCCCAGCUUCUCUGUUGUCCUUGAGACUUUGAGGCGGACCUUGACAGAUUACCAGAACAAGCUGGAAGAUGCUUCUAAUGAGCUGAGCAGCGUAAAUGAUGCCAAGGAAAAGACAUCCAAUGAACUCGAUUCUACCAAACAGAAGAUCGAGUCUCACACUAAAAAUAUAAAGGACCUUCAGGACAAACUGACCGAGGGCCAUAAGGAGCUGAGUCAUCUCCGCACCAAGUGUGCGGACCGCGAGGCCCUCGUAAGCACGCUGAAGGUGGAGCUGCAGAACGUCCUGCAUUGUUGGGAGAAGGAGAAGGGGCGGGCAGCCCAGUGUGAGAGCGAGCUGCAGAAGGUGUCCCAGGCCUUUCAGAAGGACACUGAGGAGAAGCUAACCUUCCUUCACACCUUAUAUCAGCACUUGGUAGCAGGCUGUGUGCUCAUAAAACAACCAGAAGGCAUGCUGGAUAAAUUCUCUUGGUCUGAGCUUUGUGCAGUCUUGCAGGAGAAUGUUGAUGCCCUCAUCGCAGACCUCAACAGGGCUAAUGAGAAGAUAAGUCACCUGGAGUAUAUCUGUAAAAACAAGUCCGAUACCAUGAGAGAGCUUCAGCAGACCCAGGAAGACACCUUCAGCAAAGUGGCGGAACAGAUCAAGGCCCAAGAGAGCUGUUGGCACAAGCAAAAGAAGGAGCUGGAGUUCCAGUAUUCCGAGCUGCUCCUGGAGGUGCAGAGGAGGGCACAGAAAUUUCAAGAAAUUGCAGAGAAGAACAUGGAAAAAUUGAACCGUAUUGAGAACUCACAUGAACAACUGGUUCGUGAGAAUUCACAUUUCAAAACUGCAUUGGCCAAGACUCAGAGGGAACAGACGUGCUUGCUGGCGGCAUGUGCGCUGAUGGCUGGAGCAUUGUAUCCCCUCUACAGCAGGUCAUGUGCCUUAUCCACACAGAGAGACUUCCUCCAGGAGCAAGUCAACAGCUUGGAAUUGUUCAAACUGGAAAUUAGAACUCUAGCCCAGGCAUUGGCAGCAGUAGAUGAGAAGAAACAAGAAGAAGCCAAACCAAAGAAAAAAUCGUUCAAAGGACUGAUUCGUGUGUUCCGGAAAGGUGCGAUUGCCAUUUUGGCAGCAAACAGACUCAAGAUCUUGGGCCAAUCCUGUGCCUCUCUUUUUACCUGGAUGGAAAGCUGUAAAGAAGGCAUAGGCGUGCUGGUGUGUACGGGAGAGCCCAAAGACAAGCGCAAAUUUCCAAAGCAUCAGAGGGAGCAGUUACGUUGUUUACAAGCACUCACUUGGUUUACCAGUUCUGACCUUCUUGCUGGGAUUGUCAGUUCUAUGGUCGAGCUGCAAGACGUCAUUAGUAAAACAGAUCCAAAUUCCAGAAUUUGUGGACAUUUACUCAUAGGUGCAGCCAAGAGUUCUUUUGCAAAACUAAUGGAUAAAAUUAGUUUGGCAAUGGAAAGCAUACCUCUGCGUAGCAGCCGGAGCAUAACAUACGUAGAAAAGGAUUCCCUGGUUCAGAGGCUGGCCCGUGGACUUCACAAAGUGAACACGCUGGCCCUCAAGUAUGGUCUGCGCAGCCAUGUGCCCAUUAUGAAAAGUACUGCAUCAUUACAAAAGCAGAUAUUUGGAUUUACACAAAGGCUGCACGCAGCGGAGGUAGAGCGCCGCUCACUGCGCCUCGAGGUCACCGAGUACAAACGGUCCCUGAAUGAGAUGAAGAAGGAGCUGGACAAGUCCCAGAACCUGCAGAUGCAAUUAAAUGAGUUCAAGCACUCCAAGCUGAUCACCCACGAGAAGUUCGAAAGUGCAUGUGAAGAACUAAAUAACGCACUGCUCCGGGAACAGCAGGCACAAAUGCUGCUGAACGAACAGGCCCAGCAACUGCAGGAGCUGAAUUACAGACUUGAGCUGCACUCCAGCGAGGAGGCUGACAAAAACCAGACUCUCGGAGAAGCUGUCAAGAGUCUCUCCGAGGCAAAGAUGGAGCUGAGAAGGAAAGAUCAAUCUCUACGUCAGCUCAAUAGACAUCUUACCCAGCUGGAGCAGGACAAGCGUCGACUGGAGGAGAACAUCCAUGAUGCCGAGAGUGCCCUCCGCAUGGCAGCCAAAGACAAAGAAUGUGUUGCUAAUCACAUGAGAACAGUAGAAAACAUGCUUCAUAAGGUCAGAGAUCAGAUCUCGCUGUCACGGACUGCAGCAAGUAGGAAUGACUUCACCCUGCAGCUACCCAAACUGCACCUGGAGACCUUUGCAAUGGAGGGCCUCAAGGGUGGGCCAGAGGUUGUAGCAUGCCAGGCCAUGAUUAAAAGUUUCUUGGAUGUCUACCAGCUUGCAAGUGCUAGAAUCUCUACAUUAGAGAAGGAAAUGACGUCGCACCGAAAUCACAUUGCAACUCUGAAAUCCGAGCUCCACACAGCUUGUCUAAGAGAGAAUGAAAGCUUACAAUCAACAGGAUCCCGAGACCAUUCCAAUGUCUCCAUCCCUUCAAGACCUGUUCUCCCUGGGAAUACAGUUGGGGACUUCCUUCCUCUGCAAGCGGAACUUGAUACAACUUACACUUUUUUAAAGGAGACAUUCAUAAAUACAGCACCCCAUUCUCUGACGUCAUCCCAGUCCUCUCCAGUGAUCCCUGCUAAUGCCAAAAGACCAUCUCAGAUUGGAUUAUGACUCUAUGAAAUAAAAAAGUGGAGGACGAGUUAA
This is a messenger RNA of Peromyscus maniculatus bairdii (prairie deer mouse), 4382 nucleotides long. It is a transcript of the gene Ccdc171, whose product is annotated as coiled-coil domain containing 171. Lineage: Eukaryota; Metazoa; Chordata; Mammalia; Rodentia; Cricetidae. The record is from RefSeq and is a predicted model, not a curated record.